Messenger RNA from Osmia bicornis bicornis, 5383 nucleotides. It is a transcript of the gene svr, whose product is annotated as carboxypeptidase D-like. Bases 103 to 5136 code for a protein of 1677 amino acids. Lineage: Eukaryota; Metazoa; Arthropoda; Insecta; Hymenoptera; Megachilidae. The record is from RefSeq and is a predicted model, not a curated record. The transcript has 15 exons. Gene Ontology annotation, molecular function: metallocarboxypeptidase activity; zinc ion binding. Gene Ontology annotation, biological process: proteolysis.
GUUGCAGACGUCAUCAAGAUGCUAUAUUGGUAUUGUAUAUAUUGCAUUUUGUAGAAUGUCUUGUUAAAAUCAAAAAAGUUUCAUAGAAUAUCACGGAAAUAUAUGUACACAAAUAUGGUACAUGUACAUAGAAUGUAUAAUAUUGUACUUUUUAUCUGUUUAUUCGUCGGAAGUAUUAAUGGUUUCGUGAUAAAUUCCGAAACUACCUCAGAAGAAAAUUUUAUCAUUCCUCACUAUACACACUAUGAUGAACUCAAACAGUUGUUCAGUUCAUUGGUUGAAUCAUAUCCUAAUUUGGCAAAAGUGUCUUCUAUUGGAAAGUCUGUGGAAGGUAGAGAUUUAUUAGUUUUUGAAAUUUCUGAAAAUGUUAGAGAACGAAAAUUGUGUGAACCAAUGGUGAAAUAUGUUGCUAACAUGCAUGGCGAUGAAGCUGUUGGUAGAGAAUUGUUAAUUUAUCUUGCUCAAUACUUGCUUCAUAAUUAUGGAAGAGAUGAAAGAAUUACAAAAUUAGUUAAUAACACUGAUAUUUUUCUUAUGCCAUCAAUGAAUCCUGAUGGUUUUGAAAAAUCAGAGGAAGGAAAAUGUGAAUCAAAAAAAGAUUUUUCAGGACGCGAAAAUGCAAAUCAUGUUGAUUUAAAUAGAGAUUUUCCAGAUCAGUUUAAUCUGAGAACUAAUCAUCUUCAAAAAAGUGGAAGCAUAUUAGAUGGGCGUCAAAAUGAAACAAUAGCUAUGAUGACGUGGAUUGCUACAGAACCAUUUGUAUUAUCAGGAAAUCUUCAUGGAGGUGCUGUUGUGGCUAGUUAUCCUUAUGAUUCUGGAAUUUCAUCUCCUUGUUGUAUUGAAAGUAAAAGUCCGGAUGAUGAAUUGUUCAAAUAUUUAGCUCAUACAUAUGCUGAUAAUCAUCCACAAAUGCGAGCAGGUAAUGCAUGUCCUUCAGAUGUUUUUCAGGGUGGUGUUACUAAUGGAGCAUAUUGGUAUGAAGUUAUUGGAGGAAUGCAAGAUUUUAACUAUGCUCGUUCUAACGCAUUUGAAAUAACAUUUGAACUUAGUUGUUGUAAAUAUCCGAAUGCUUCCACAAUGCCAGAGCAUUGGAGAUUGAACAAAGAACCUCUUAUAAAAUAUCUUGAGCAAGCACAUAUUGGAGUGAAAGGUGUUGUAAGGGAUAUAGAUGGUCAACCAAUAGAAACAGCAUCUAUCAUUGUAGAUGGAAUAAAUCACAAUAUUUAUACCACACAUCGCGGAGAAUAUUGGCGUUUGUUGCUUCCUGGAACCUAUCGUAUUCAUGCAGAAGCAUGGGGAUAUCAACCGAGUGAACCAAUAAAUGUUACUGUAGAUUUAGAUAAACCAAUCAUACUUAAUUUUACUUUAAAACAGGACACCUAUAAUGAUCAAGGAAACUUAAAUGGAAGUGAAAUUGAAGAAAUUAUAAGACCUAUAGAUAAAUACGGAUUUUUCCAAGAUACAAAAUUUGAACAUCAUAAUUAUGUAGCGAUGGAAAAAUAUUUAAAGGACUUGCAUUCAAAUUAUCCAAAUAUAACAAGGCUUUAUAGAAUAGGGGAGUCUGUUAAAGGACGCCAAUUGUAUGUCAUGGAAAUAACAGAAAAUCCUGGAAAGCACAAUCAAAAUAAACCAGAAGUAAAGUACAUUGGCAAUAUGCACGGAAAUGAAGUAGUUGGAAGAGAAAUUUUACUACUGUUACUUAAAUAUCUUUGUGAAAACUUUGGAAGCGAUGAUAGAGUUACGAAAAUAUUAAAAAAUGUUAGAUUGCAUAUCCUACCAAGCAUGAAUCCAGAUGGCUAUGAAAUUUCUAAAGGGGGUAUAUAUGGAACCCGGGGAAGAGCAAAUGCUAAAGGUGUUGAUCUUAACAGAAACUUUCCUGAUCAAUAUGAAACAAAUGAUUACAACAAAGAGCAAGAACCUGAAACAAAAGCAGUAAUGGAUUGGAUUGCACGUAUUCCAUUUGUACUCUCUGCUAACUUUCAUGGAGGAGCAUUAGUAGCAAAUUAUCCGUACGAUAAUGAACCACAGUAUGCAUCUGAUGCUGAAAAUCUAAGUCCAGAUGAUAAAGUUUUCAAAGCGUUAGCAUUGGCAUACUCAAAUGCUCAUCCUCUUAUGCAUCUUGGAGAACCAUGUCCUCCACUUCCGAACGAACGAUUAAAUUUUCAAAAUGUCUUAGAGAAGAGUUUUCCAAAUGGUAUAACUAAUGGAGCUGCAUGGUAUUCUGUUAGCGGAGGCAUGCAAGAUUAUAAUUAUGUACAUAGUAACGAUUUUGAAAUCACUGUAGAAGUAGGUUGUACAAAAUUCCCAAAUGCAACUGAACUACCAAAAUAUUGGUUGCAAAACAGAGAACCUCUUCUACGUCUUAUUGAAAUGUCUCGUAAAGGUAUACAUGGUGUAGUACGUUCUUCUAUUGGUAGUCCUAUACCACAUGCUAAAAUAUCUGUGGAAGGAAUUAAACACGACAUUUAUGCAGCUGAUGGUGGAGAUUAUUGGCGUCUGUUGGUUCCAGGAAAAUAUAAUGUAACAGCUAGUGCAGUAGGAUAUGAAGCUCAAACACAAAGCAUAACAGUACCAGAUACUGCUGAUAUUGGAGAAGAACGAACCGUGGAUUUUACGCUAAUGAGGGAUGAUCCUCAACAUUGGUCUUCUGCGUAUGAUUUUCGAUUAAUAGCAAAUUUACAAAAUGUUUAUUUGAAAAACACUGAAUUAAGUGCUAGGCUUAGUCAAUUAGAAAGUCAUCAACCCAACGUUGCAGAAUUUCAAGCUGGAGAAUCAUUAGUUAGCAUGGCUAUUCAUUCUCUAAAAAUUACACAUAAUAUGGGUGGACCAGAAGAGAACAAGUUUCAUAUUGGUUUAAUUGGAGGACUAUUUGCUUCUCAACCAGUGGGUAGAGAAAUGUUAUUACGUUUAGCAACUCAUAUUCUUAUGGGAAAUCAAAUUGGAGAUCCUCCAAUACAAAGGAUAUUAAAUAAUUCUGUUUUACAUUUUAUUCCUGGUGUUGAUCCUGGUUUUGAUAAUAUAUUAAAUAUUCAAGAGUGCAAUCCUAUUGUGUAUGAUGAAGUAGGAACAAGAUUAUUACAAAAGGAUAAUACUAAUCCUGACAGAUUGAAUAUAGUUGCUAGUGCAUUUAAAACAAUGUUAUCUAAUGAAAAAUAUGAUGUAAUAAUUAUAUUAGGAAGUGGUACGCUUAAAAUCAGUUAUACAGAUAAUAAUUUAAAUGUGUAUAAAAUUCUUGCUAAAAAUUAUGAACAAUCAGUACAUAAAGGAACGUGUAGUUUUCUUAAUAACGACGUCAAAGAAGUACAAAACUAUAUUCAAAAGGAAUAUAAUAUACCUGUAAUAAGUAUCAAUUUGUCUUGCUGCAAGUAUCCACCUGCAGAGUCUAUUCCAACUAUUUGGCGUGAAAACUUACUACCCUUGAUGCAACUUAUUCGUAGUCUUACAACCGGCAUUCGUGCAAUGGUAACAGAUAUAAAUAACGUUCCUCUGAGAAAUGCUGUCAUUAAAGUUGGAACGCAAAGUUAUCAUGUUUCAAAGAAUAUGGCUUAUUUCAAAAUUCUUCUUCUUCCCGGUGAAUAUUUAUUAAGGAUCUCUUGUGAAGAUUAUAUUGAACAAUCAAUAAAAGUUCACGUAAAUAAUGAGAAUAUAUUUGAUACUCACGUUAAAAUGAUAAAACAUCGAACGAAGGAAAUAGAACUUCAAAAAUAUGAUGAAGACCGAAAACCAAAUAUCGUAAACCAAGUGUUAACUGAUUUGAAUAAUAAGUAUUCACAAUUAUCAACUUUACAUACAAUAAGUAAAACAGAAGAAGGCAUUCGAAUAAUGUGUUUAGAAAUUGGAAUUGAAAAUAAUUAUAAACGGAUUGGACGGCCAUCAAUAGCUUUUGUUGCCGGUAUUUCAAAUGGUGCACCUGUAACUUCCCAGCUUUUAUUACACUUUGCAACCUAUUUAUUGGAACAUUAUGGGAAAGAUACUAGAAUUACAAAUUACUUGGACAAAUUUACAAUAUUCAUUGCACCAGAUUUAACUCAAAAUACAAAUCACAGUCAAUCUUGUUCUCCAUUUAUUAUAAAUGAUUUACAAUUUCCUAUUGAUAAUACAUUAACUCCGAAUGCAAAUGUAAUAAUUAAUUGGUUUAAACAAAUUAACACUGCAUUAGCAAUAAAUUUUAAUAUUGGAUCACAACAUAUUGAAAUUCCAUUUGCGAGUAAAUAUGGAAAAAUACAUGGAGAAAUAUAUCAAACUGAUGACGAUGAUGUAUUGCAAGAUAUAGCAUUAUCAUAUACAAAAUACAAUAUUCAUAUGACCUCGACAAAUUCAAAGUGCAAUCAUGAUCUACGCAUAAAUACUAAUGGUAUUAUUCAUGGUGGCAUGGGUAUCAGUGGAAAAAGAAAAGAUUCAUUAAUGGAUUAUCUUUAUCUAAAUACAAGCACACUCAUGAUAGAUGCGUAUGUAACUUGUUGCAAUACAGAUGAUGCAAAAAAUAUAUGGGAGAACAACAAAGCUAGCCUGUUAGCAAUGGUAGAAAAACUUAACGAAGGGGUAAAAGGAUACGUUCUAAAUAAAAAUAAUGAGCCCAUUGAAAAUGCUAUUUUAUCGUACAACAAAUCAAUACAUCAUGUAAGAAAUGGAUUAAAUGGUGCUUAUUGGUUAUUACUUCAACCUGGUACACAUGUUAUAAGUGCUAGUGCACCAGGAUACAUUCAACAAAAUAAGAUAUUCAUCACGCCAGAUGUACACGACAUUUCGUACUUAAUUUUUAAAUUAGGAUAUAAUGACAAAUUUAUGGGAAUGCCCAGAAUCGUUUUUAUUAUUCUUAUAAGUACUAUAUGUUUGGGAAUUAUUACAUGUAUUGUGUUCAUUUGGGCAAAUUGUCGGUCUUCCAAAAAUGUAGAAACAAAAAAUUGGAAUGGAUAUGCAUUUAGCUUACUUAGAGAUGGUACAAGCUUUUUUGAUGAUGAUGAAAAAGAAAUUGAAAUAUUUAGAAGACCAACAAAUGGAUAUAUGCCAACUACUGAAGUCACAAAACCAUAUUUUGAUGAUGAUAACAUAUCAAGUUCUGAUGAAGCUAGUGAUUUAGAAUUUAUUAAACCAAGUAAAGAGUGGAAUGAGGAGGCAGCUAAAGAAAACAGAUAAUACACUUGCUAAGUGAUAAUUUUAAUAUUAUUUUUUUAAUUAUACACAGAAUAUAAAAUUUAAGAAAACAAUUGGCUGCCAUAGUUAAUUACAUUUCUAUAUCAUAUUAAGAAUUUUUUGUAGAUAUCUAUGAUUUAGAAUUUGUUCUUUAUAAAUUGGAUAUUUGAAACAUAUCUUUUUAUAGUAUUAAGUAUACAUAUAGAUAUAUGUAUAACAUUUGGAUACGUAUUAAACUAAUCAUAAAUGA